Molecule: messenger RNA, 1074 nt
Organism: Pseudonaja textilis
Lineage: Eukaryota; Metazoa; Chordata; Lepidosauria; Squamata; Elapidae
Gene: DMAC2
Product: distal membrane arm assembly component 2
Biological process (GO): SCF-dependent proteasomal ubiquitin-dependent protein catabolic process; mitochondrial respiratory chain complex I assembly
Cellular component (GO): SCF ubiquitin ligase complex
Molecular function (GO): protein binding
Source: RefSeq, a predicted model, not a curated record
GCCAUCUUGAGCCGGCGGGAGUCACGUGACGCGAUUAAAUAUGGCGCCCUCGGUGCUGCUCCGGCACAGAAAACUUUUGACCUCCUUAUACUCUCGGUUCAGCAGCACUUCCGAAGGUCUUUCUUCAAAUCCCUGGAAAAAUAGAAUAUUUCAGUAUCUCUCCAACCGCUUCCACGACAUUGAAACCAUUGUUGAAAUCAGCCAGAAGUUUAAGAGAUGGAAAAUGGAGAAAGGAAACAAGUACGAUGCUGACCUACACCAGCGUUAUGGCAAUGACAUCGGAGCCGCCAUCUUUGUCCUGAAGCUGCACGGAGACAUCCGUUUCCAGGACCAAAUGGAUUGGUACCGUGCGGACCCGAACCAGACAGAAAACAUGGAUUUUCUAGACUAUUGUGGGAAGUCCUUGGAAGCGAUUGAUCUCAGCGGUACCUUCAUCAGCUACAUCGGCCUGAAAAACUUUGCGAACCUGAAAGGUCUGAAGCACCUGGACCUGAGCGGAUGCCCCCUCGUCGACAACUGGUGCCUGAGCCUGCUGCACCCCUUUGCGGACUCCCUGCAGACCUUGUCUUUGGCCGGCUGCUCCCGGAUCACGGAGAAAGGGCUGCCUUGCCUCCACCACCUCCAGAAUUUGGAACGCUUGGAUGUCUCCAACCUGCCUUCCGUUUCUCAUCCGCUGUUAAUUCGGAUUCUGCUGGAAGAAAUGUUGCCCCAGUGUUACAUCGUGGGAAUGGACGACCGGGAGAACACGGACUCUCCCGAGAAACGAGGAAACGAGGGGAUUUUCCCCACGCCCAGCAGGAUCUCCACUUGAAUCACAAAACUGGAUUUUCUUCCCGUCGGACACCGCGGUUUUAAAGCCGACCGUGGCUGACCGAGCUCCUUGGGAAUUGUCUUGAGCCAAAAAUCGGCACAACUGAUGUGGCGCCAGGCGAAGGAACGUCUGAAGGGUGCCAAUGAGUUCAUUUCUUCUUCUUUUUUUUUAAUGGCAGCGGGAUCAUAAAUAGGGACUUCCGAUUUAAAGGUGUCUCGUUUCCCACGUUUUGAAGGAGAUGACUUGAAAUUCAGGUCACUUUU